UAAGAAUUCUCCGCUGGACAARGUUACAGCAGACUUGAAAUUCAAGAUGGCGGACGAGGAUGAACCUGAAAAGCAUAAACUUGAAGUUAUCCCCACAGGUGAUCCCGACGAUGAAACAUGUGCAACAUUUGUCAUGCAUGGAGAAGAUCACACCCUUGGCAACUCUCUCAGAUACAUGAUUAUGAAGAACCCUGAAGUUAAGUUUUGUGGCUACUCACUUCCUCAUCCAUCAGAAAAUAAAAUCAAUUUAAGAAUACAAACUUAUGGUUCUCCUGCCACAGAUGUUCUAAGGAGAGGAUUGUCAGAAUUGUCAACUCUUUGUGAGCAUGCACUUGCUACAUUUGAGGCAUCCGUGAAUGAUUACAAAGAAAUGAAAACAAAGAGAAGACAUAGCGGAUCAUUUUCAUCUUCUGAUGAAUCAUAAAAAUUACAUUGUAAAUAGAUUUUUCAAAAACCUUUAUUCUCAAUAAAUAAGAUUUGUAAUUUCAGGGAAAAA
Messenger RNA from Exaiptasia diaphana, 496 nucleotides. RefSeq names its product DNA-directed RNA polymerases I and III subunit RPAC2. Bases 47 to 424 code for a protein of 125 amino acids. The record is from RefSeq and is a predicted model, not a curated record. Gene Ontology annotation, cellular component: RNA polymerase I complex; RNA polymerase III complex. Gene Ontology annotation, molecular function: protein dimerization activity; DNA binding; DNA-directed RNA polymerase activity. The transcript has 5 exons. NCBI's taxonomy places the organism in Eukaryota, Metazoa, Cnidaria, Anthozoa, Actiniaria, Aiptasiidae. Gene Ontology annotation, biological process: DNA-templated transcription.